GACGGCGGCGGCGGCGACGCGGAGGAGGCGGUUGAGGCGGCGAGGACCGGCCGCUCGCUCGUUCCCUCCCUCCCCUCCUUUCUCCUCACCUCAGCGCUUCUGUCAGCGUUCUCCUCAGCCCCGCCCGCUCCCCUCUCCUCCCGCCGUUGUGAGUCGGGCGGCGGACCGGCCCAAGGCCCUAAGAGUGAAGCCAUGGCCAUCCUCUUCGCGGUCGUCGCUCGAGGCACCACCAUCCUGGCCAAACAUGCCUGGUGUGGAGGGAACUUCCUGGAGGUGACGGAGCAGAUUCUGGCGAAGAUACCUUCCGAAAACAACAAACUAACCUAUUCCCACGGAAAUUACCUGUUUCAUUAUAUCUGCCAAGACCGAAUCAUCUACCUCUGUAUCACAGACGAUGAUUUUGAGCGAUCUCGGGCCUUCAACUUCCUGAAUGAAAUAAAGAAGAGAUUUCAAACUACGUACGGUUCAAGAGCACAAACGGCCCUCCCUUAUGCCAUGAACAGCGAGUUCUCGAGUGUACUGGCUGCACAAUUGAAAUAUCACUCUGAGAACAAAGGCACGGACAGAGUGGUGGAGACUCAAGCCCAGGUGGAUGAACUGAAAGGGAUCAUGGUCCGAAACAUAGACCUAGUGGCCCAACGAGGAGAACGAUUAGAGCUGCUGAUAGACAAAACGGAGAAUCUUGUUGAUUCCUCGGUCACAUUCAAAACCACCAGCCGAAACCUUGCCAGAGCCAUGUGUAUGAAGAACCUCAAGCUCACCAUAAUCAUCGUCAUUGUAUCCAUUGUUUUCAUCUACAUCAUCGUGUCAGCUGCCUGCGGGGGCCUGACGUGGCCAAGUUGCGUGUAGAAGUAGAUGAAGGUAAACUUAAACCGUGGAUUUGACAGCGAGCAAGUGUACCAAGGAGUUAAGGAGCAACCCACGUAACUGUCUCUUCACUACUGACACAGAUGA
Ornithorhynchus anatinus (platypus) is the source of this 954-nucleotide messenger RNA. It is a transcript of the gene VAMP7, whose product is annotated as vesicle associated membrane protein 7. The transcript is spliced from 8 exons. Bases 193 to 849 code for a protein of 218 amino acids. The record is from RefSeq and is a predicted model, not a curated record. Gene Ontology annotation, cellular component: membrane; SNARE complex. Gene Ontology annotation, biological process: exocytosis; vesicle fusion. Gene Ontology annotation, molecular function: SNARE binding; SNAP receptor activity. NCBI's taxonomy places the organism in Eukaryota, Metazoa, Chordata, Mammalia, Monotremata, Ornithorhynchidae.